AUGUCUUCAAUCUUGACCUCUCAAGGCAUGGUUUUGGCUACAGCCAUGGCUGUUUCUGGUACUUUCAUUCUUCUCGCUCUUCGACUCCAAAAAUCCCCCUCGACUUACGAGCUUUCGGAAUCUCCUCGAUCUUGCCUCUCAUCAGGGAAGAAGAAGGAGAAAAAGAAGAAGAAGAAGAAGAGAGUGCAUUUUGCAGAAGAUGUGGUGGACCCAGUUGGGAACAGUGAUGAAUACAGAAGAUCACAUAGUAAUAAUUGUGCAAAAAUUAAUUUGGAGUCAAAUUCAAAGGCAAGUGGGAAACUGCAAGAAAUGCCAGCAAAUAGAGUGGCACUAUACAAUGGAAUUCUUAAGGAACGAGUGCUUCGUAGGGUGGCCUAUUCGUGUUGA
Fraxinus pennsylvanica is the source of this 387-nucleotide messenger RNA. The record is from the annotation of a GenBank genome assembly. Lineage: Eukaryota; Viridiplantae; Streptophyta; Magnoliopsida; Lamiales; Oleaceae.